CUGAAGAUGACUGAGAACAACUACUCCUUGACCACAGAGUUCAUCCUCAUGGGAUUCUCAGAUCACCCAGACCUGCAGAUCCUUCUAUUCCUGGUGUUCUUUACCAUCUAUCUGGUGACCAUGGUGGGAAAUCUUGGGCUGGUUGCCUUGAUCUACAUGGAACGCCGUCUUCACACACCCAUGUACAUCUUUCUGGGCAACCUGGCUCUCAUGGAUUCCUGCUGCUCCUGCGCCAUCACUCCCAAGAUGCUAGAGAACUUCUUUUCUGUGGACAGAAAGAUUUCUCUCUAUGAAUGCAUGGCACAGUUCUAUUUUCUCUGUCUGGCUGAAACUGCAGACUGCUUCCUUCUGGCAGCAAUGGCCUAUGACCGCUAUGUGGCCAUAUGCAACCCACUGCAGUACCACACCAUGAUGUCCAAGAAGCUCUGCCUUCAGAUGACCACAGGAGCGUACAUAGCAGGAAACCUACAUUCCAUGAUUCACAUAGGGUUCAUGUUCAGGUUAACUUUCUGUAGAUCCCAUAUGAUCAAACACUUCUUUUGUGAUGUCCUUCCAUUGUAUAGACUCUCGUGUGUUGACCCCUAUCUCAAUGAAUUGAUGAUUCUCAUCUUUUCGGGAUCAGUUCAAGUCUUUUCCAUUACUAUAGUCCUGAUAUCUUAUUUCUAUAUCCUCUUUACUAUAUUCACAAUGAAGUCCAAAGAAGGAAGAAGCAAAGCCUUAUCAACUUGUGCUUCUCACUUUCUGUCUGUGUCCAUUUUCUAUGGUUCUCUUCUCUACAUGUAUAUUCGACCAAGUUCAUUUAAUAAGGGAGAUGAAGACAUACCUGUUGCUAUUUUUUAUACUCUAGUAAUUCCUUUAUUAAACCCUUUUAUUUAUAGUCUGAGAAAUAAGGAAGUAAUAAAUGUGAUUAAAAGAACCAUGAAGAAGAGAUGA
This is a messenger RNA of Onychomys torridus (southern grasshopper mouse), 933 nucleotides long. RefSeq names its product olfactory receptor 5K3-like. Gene Ontology annotation, molecular function: G protein-coupled receptor activity; odorant binding; olfactory receptor activity. NCBI's taxonomy places the organism in Eukaryota, Metazoa, Chordata, Mammalia, Rodentia, Cricetidae. Bases 7 to 933 code for a protein of 308 amino acids. Gene Ontology annotation, biological process: sensory perception of smell; G protein-coupled receptor signaling pathway. The transcript has a single exon. The record is from RefSeq and is a predicted model, not a curated record. Gene Ontology annotation, cellular component: membrane.